Molecule: messenger RNA, 453 nt
Organism: Homalodisca vitripennis (glassy-winged sharpshooter)
Lineage: Eukaryota; Metazoa; Arthropoda; Insecta; Hemiptera; Cicadellidae
Product: sentrin-specific protease 1-like
Exons: 1
Coding region: 1-453 (150 amino acids)
Biological process (GO): proteolysis
Molecular function (GO): cysteine-type peptidase activity
Source: RefSeq, a predicted model, not a curated record
AUGGCACGAGUCGUAAGGAAACAGGUCCGUUUGCUGCCAUGCGAUUCCGAGCGGCUUUUUCCUGGACAGCUGCUAAACGGCGAGGUAAUUUCGGCGUAUCUGCGGCUUCUGGAUAGACGGAAUGCUAUGGAUCAUAACCUGCCAAAUGUCCUCGCACUAGAUUCCUACUUCUUCACGGUGCUGAAGAGAUCCGGCCACGAGCGAGCGCGGGGUCACCAUCGCGACCAGGACUUGUGGGAUUAUGAGAAAAUCCUCGUCCCCGUACAUGAGGAGUUGGCGGACGUCGGCCACUGGUGGCUUCUCGUAGUAGAGCCACGGAAGGAAACCAUCAGCGCAUACGACUCUCUAAAAGGAAGAAACCACAAGCCGGCGAUGGAUCUUCUGCGCGAAUACCUGAAGAAGGAAGGAGAUGAGGGCCAAGACCGAGGCCUGGAGUUGGUGCCUCUACGGUGA